AUGGCGACACAAGACUCGCGCAGUAUCUUAUUCACACAUAAUCGCCCUCAGCAGGGGUUCCGGUUACUGGAAUUGACCCCAGAGCUGGAAGAACUGCUGACAUCGAAAGAUGCCCCCACACUCGAACUCAAAUCCCCCUCCACGGCCCUCGCCCAAGCAGUCAUCGACCCAAGCGCCCAAGACUACGUAAACCUCUGCACACCAACAAAAACCUACCGAAUGCGCCAAGUCCAAUCCUCAAACUCAAUCCACAUCCUGCGCCCCAGCGCCGGCGAGAUCUCAAAAGCAGACAUCAAAGUCGUCGAAGAAGAAGCCGGCGACGAAGGAACCCUAAACCUCCCCGACGAAGCAGUCACCACAAUUGCAAAAUGCUCUUCAACACUUGAACUGCACAUCCCACCAGGCGGUUUCUCCGCAAUCCCAUUUCUGGAAAAGACCUUGCGGCUGUAUGACCGGCGCAAUGACGACAAUGGAGAUAUAGCCAUGGGUGACUCGGCCGCGUCGCUGGAUCCUCUGGAUGCUGCUGAUAUGCAGAAAAUACGAGAGGCCGUUUGUGUUGAUAUACCCGUAUCGCAAGCGCAAUUUGAACAGGGCUGGAUGGAGCUUUGUGCGUUUGUCGAUGCUGGCGAGGAGGUUGCUUGUUGGCGGCCUUCGGCGCGGGCACGGUUGGGUGUUUGGAGGCGGUUGGUUGAGGGGGCUAUUUUGCAGGGGAUUGAUAUUGAGAAACAGUUCCUUGUUAGGGACUUGUGGAAGUCUGUUCUUGAUGAGGAUGAGGCGGCCGAGCCGCCGUUUCCGCGGCCAUUGCUUGAGGCUGUUGUUAGGCGGAUUUGUGUUGGUGAUGAGCGGCCUGCUUUGGCGGAUGAGGUUAUAUGGGCGAGCUUUGAUAAGGUUGAGUGUGUGCAGUGGGUUGGUGAGACUUAUUUGGCUGCUACUGCCCCAGUGGUUUCGUCUGCCAUUGGGAGGAGCGAAUUCCUGCGUGCGUGGAAGGAUUGUCUUCCUGAAUCGUGGAGAGGAGAGGCGGUGCUAUCCAAGUUGACUAAUGGCUGCUACAAGAGCCCUGAUCCUACGACUAUACACUUUGUCGAGCCCUCUCAGCGGGAGCAGACUGCUAAGGCUGUUCCGACUGGGCCAGCUGCCGCAAAGGCUAAGAAUACCAGGAAUUGGCACGAAUUGCUCAAAGGGCGCCGCUGA
Penicillium antarcticum is the source of this 1191-nucleotide messenger RNA. Its product is annotated as putative sister chromatid cohesion protein Dcc1. The record is from RefSeq and is a predicted model, not a curated record. Lineage: Eukaryota; Fungi; Ascomycota; Eurotiomycetes; Eurotiales; Aspergillaceae. Gene Ontology annotation, biological process: maintenance of mitotic sister chromatid cohesion; mitotic sister chromatid cohesion. Bases 1 to 1191 code for a protein of 396 amino acids. The transcript has 4 exons. Gene Ontology annotation, cellular component: Ctf18 RFC-like complex; nucleus; chromosome, centromeric region.